ACCACAGGAACGUAUCAACGUCGUUCUUAAUAUGACAAUUCAGGUGGUUCCUCUAGGACCUUCAUGGAAGAAAUCCUGAAGGGGACAUUUGUUGACAGAAUUGUAUUUCCAAUUUGCCAUGUGUCUUUAUACGCUCCUGUCUAUGGUCGUCUGCUGUGACGCGGAUCAAAAUGGCGUCGAGUAAUGAAGUGCCGGUAGAAAUCAACCAGAGUGGCAUGUGCACAGCUGAAACUUCGACAUCAAAAAUGGAAUCUAUGGAAGUAUCAGAGACCACUACUCCUGCAUCGAACAAAGAUACCAUGCCAUCCUCCUGUAAAGAAUCUGUUUCUGUAGAAGACAUGACGUCUAGAGAUUACUAUUUUGAUUCAUACGCUCACUAUGGAAUACAUGAAGAAAUGCUAAAGGAUGAAGUGCGCACAGUGACUUAUCGAAAUUCCAUGUAUCAUAAUAAACAUCUUUUUAAGGGAAAAACCGUUCUUGAUAUUGGUUGUGGAACUGGUAUUCUUUCAAUGUUUGCUGCUAAAGCUGGAGCAGCAAGAGUUAUUGGUAUUGAGUGUUCUAAUAUUGUUGAAUAUGCAGAGAAGAUCGUAGAAGCAAAUCAGUUGUCAAAUGUAAUAACAAUACUUAAAGGAAAAGUUGAAGAGGUUUCAUUGCCCGAUGGCAUAGAAAAGGUUGAUAUAAUCAUCUCUGAAUGGAUGGGCUAUUGCUUGUUUUAUGAAUCAAUGUUAGAUACAGUGCUUUUCGCUAGAGACAAGUGGCUUCGUGAAGAUGGAAUGUUAUUCCCUGACAAAGCGACAUUAUUUAUUUGCGGCAUUGAAGACAGACAAUACAAGGAUGAAAAGAUUAACUGGUGGGACGAUGUGUAUGGAUUUGAUAUGAGUAGUAUAAGAAAAGUAGCAAUUAGCGAACCUCUAGUGGAUGUUGUAGAUCCGAAACAAGUUGUUACAAAUGCAUGUCUAAUCAAGGAAGUUGACUUAUAUACAGUAACAAAGGCUGAUUUGGAGUUUUCUUCCCCAUUUACUCUACAAGUUCGUAGGAACGAUUAUGUACAAGCACUAGUUACAUUCUUCAACAUCGAAUUCACCAAGUGCCACAAACGUAUUGGAUUCAGUACAGCACCAGAAGUACAAUACACACACUGGAAACAAACUGUGUUCUACUUCGAUGAAUAUAUGACCGUCAAGAAAGGAGAGGAAAUAUAUGGUGUCUUUUCAAUGAAGCCUAAUGCAAGGAACUACAGAGAUCUGGAUUUCAGCAUUGAACUAGACUUUAAAGGGGAACUGUGCCAAGUACAUGAAACUAAUACUUAUCGUAUGCGCUGAUACCUAUAAGAUGGUUCAUCUUCCUUUUAUUUUCAUGGAUCAUAAAACUGUGUAAUCAAAUAGAAGAUCAGGACAUUGAUUAUUAUUGACUUAGAUGAUUUAA
Molecule: messenger RNA, 1425 nt
Organism: Megalopta genalis
Lineage: Eukaryota; Metazoa; Arthropoda; Insecta; Hymenoptera; Halictidae
Gene: Art1
Product: arginine methyltransferase 1
Biological process (GO): chromatin remodeling; peptidyl-arginine methylation, to asymmetrical-dimethyl arginine
Cellular component (GO): nucleus
Molecular function (GO): histone methyltransferase activity; protein-arginine omega-N asymmetric methyltransferase activity; protein-arginine omega-N monomethyltransferase activity
Source: RefSeq, a predicted model, not a curated record